AGCAGUGGGAAAGAAUUAAGCGGCUCCUCAGCCAAGCAAAUCCUCCACUCAUCAUGCGUCCUCCUACCAUUCAUCUCUCUCUCAUUCCCCUUCUCUGCAUCCUGAUGAAAAACUGUUUGGCUUUUAAAAAUGAUGCCACAGAAAUCCUUUAUUCACAUGUGGUUAAACCUGUUCCAGCACACCCCAGCAGCAACAGCAGCACCUUGAAUCAAGCCAGGAACGGAGGCAGGCACUUCAGUAGCACUGGGCUGGAUCGAAACAGUCGAGUUCAAGUGGGCUGCAGGGAACUGCGCUCUACCAAAUACAUUUCAGAUGGCCAGUGCACCAGCAUCAGCCCUCUGAAGGAGCUGGUGUGCGCAGGCGAGUGCUUGCCCCUGCCAGUGCUUCCCAACUGGAUCGGAGGAGGCUAUGGAACAAAGUACUGGAGCCGGAGGAGCUCCCAGGAGUGGCGGUGUGUCAAUGACAAGACGCGCACCCAGAGAAUCCAGCUGCAGUGUCAGGACGGCAGCACACGCACCUACAAAAUCACCGUGGUCACGGCGUGCAAGUGCAAGAGGUACACCCGGCAGCACAACGAGUCCAGCCACAACUUUGAAAGCGUGUCGCCAGCGAAGCCCGCCCAGCACCACAGAGAGCGGAAGAGAGCCAGCAAAUCCAGCAAGCACAGUCUGAGCUAGAGCUGGACAGACUAGAAAGCAUCUGCUACCCAGAUUUGAUUGCUUGGAAGACUCUCCCUCCAGUCUGCCAUUGCUCUUUUCGCACUUGAAAGUAUAUGCUUUCCGCUUUGAUCAGGUCCAGCAGGCUGUCCUUCUCGGGGACCUUCUCUGGGACUAGCUUUUCCUUUGCAAGUGUCUCAAGAUGUAAUGAGUAGUUUGCAGUGAAAGCCAGGCAUCCUGUAGUUUCCAUUCCCCUCCCCCCUCCCCCGGUCAUUUCUUUAAAAAGCACCUGAUGCUGCAU
This is a messenger RNA of Apodemus sylvaticus (European woodmouse), 957 nucleotides long. RefSeq names its product sclerostin domain containing 1 (gene Sostdc1). The record is from RefSeq and is a predicted model, not a curated record. The transcript is spliced from 2 exons. NCBI's taxonomy places the organism in Eukaryota, Metazoa, Chordata, Mammalia, Rodentia, Muridae. The coding region runs from base 54 to 677 and encodes 207 amino acids. Gene Ontology annotation, molecular function: BMP binding. Gene Ontology annotation, biological process: negative regulation of Wnt signaling pathway; negative regulation of BMP signaling pathway.